Messenger RNA from Penaeus indicus, 608 nucleotides. RefSeq lists its product as uncharacterized. The record is from RefSeq and is a predicted model, not a curated record. NCBI's taxonomy places the organism in Eukaryota, Metazoa, Arthropoda, Malacostraca, Decapoda, Penaeidae. The transcript is spliced from 4 exons. Bases 123 to 593 code for a protein of 156 amino acids.
GGUGAGCGAGACCGUAUGUCGGCGCACGUGGACGGAGGAUCCGCGGCCGUCCUGUUCUCCCUCGCUAUUACUUCCGAAUCCUCUUUACCUUUGGUAUUGUAUCAUAAUCCUUGAAGGUCAGAAUGGGGAAGAUUAAACGUCUGCAGAAUGCUGGUGGCAAAGUGCCUCGGCCUGGCCCUCUAGCAGAGCAAAUUGAAAAAUCUGAGUACGCACAACCCUCUGCAAGGAAGAAAGUUCGCAGCCAACGCUCUGAUGGUGAUGAUGAAUUUGUAGAAGGCCAGAUGGGGCGUAGCAUCUUGAAACAGAGUCAGGCUCAACUGCAGGAGGUUCUUUUUGAGGACAUGGAGAAAGACUUCCCACCUCUUGGGCAGCCAGUUGAGAAAUACGAGAGACAACCUCAGAAGGUGUCCCUAAGCCGAAAAUCCAAAGAUGCCAUUGAUGACGAGGAAAGCAGUGACGAUGAGAAAGAGGUUAAUGAAAUGGAUAAUCCUGUACCUUGCAAUGUAGACAAAGUUGUGAAUGAUUUUGAGAAGGAAUUGGUAAGUGAUGAUAAAUAUAUUUUUUUCUUGUUACAUUUAAAGUUCUUCAUAUGAAAAGUGGAAAGUGUU